Molecule: messenger RNA, 1701 nt
Organism: Daphnia magna
Lineage: Eukaryota; Metazoa; Arthropoda; Branchiopoda; Diplostraca; Daphniidae
Gene: Mvb12
Product: multivesicular body subunit 12B
Exons: 3
Coding region: 255-1148 (297 amino acids)
Biological process (GO): viral budding; virus maturation; regulation of epidermal growth factor receptor signaling pathway
Cellular component (GO): ESCRT I complex; late endosome
Source: RefSeq, a predicted model, not a curated record
GGGGUCUAUGACUCUGAUCAAGCUAAACAAGUAAGAUAUAAAAAAGUAGAUGUAACUGCCAUUAGGUGGCGUAGAUGGCCUCUCGGAAUGGAUGGUUUCCUACCUAAAGUGUCUAGGGAAUGUAAAUUUUCAAGGCCAAAGAGCGAAGACCCGAAGUUUGACUUUCCUUUGUGAAUCAUCGAGUCACUUUAAGAAAACCUGAACCUUCCCUCUUGAUUUAACUUUGUCGCCCUGCAAAGUUGAAAGUAAACAGGAUGAAAGAGCUCUACAAUACCUUACCGUUACCAGACGAUCGCCCUGUUACUGCUCUGUGUGUCGUAGAAGAUCCGUCUAAAUGUCCCCAUGGCUAUUCAGUUGUAGCAAAAUCGCACGAUCAAGAUUUAGAUGCAGAUUUGUGGAAAGAUGGAUUUUUUGGCAAACGAAUCACGAGAUAUCUAUGCUUGUCAAAAACAGAAGGUCCUUCUGGUUUUGUCAUUGACUCUCUGUGUGUCAUCAACGACAAAGAUGCUCCUCCCAAUGGUUACGUCUUGUUGUCAAAAACAUAUGGAACAGAGCAACGUGCUUGGAGAAAACGUCAAUUAACAUACAGGCUCAGUGAAACUAGCUCAGUCUUUCUUGCCAUCACUGAUAUUAUAAUACUCAGCAAAUCUAAGAAAGCACCAGAAGGUUUCACUAUGGGUGGAGAAAUAAAUGGACUGGUGUUAUGUUACAAGUCAGCACCUUUACCAGCAAAUCCAAUGUUAACUAGGGUAUUGCCAUCUCUUCCAUCAGUCAACUUGAAAUCCAUCCCUACCUCAGAUUACACACCUUCUGGUUCAAUAACUUCACCUACCCCUUAUCCUAUACAUUCUUCCAAUGCCAAUCCCAUCAAAUCUCCAGUAAGACCAGCCCCAAUUCCACCCCAGGCCAAUCCUUCAUCUGAUGACAACGUUGCUGAGAAAAAUCAUUUGGUUGUCAUAUCUACAUCUACACUGUCGGGUUUCACAGGACUGGAAGGGGUUCCGUUUACAUUGGGGCCCAGAGUUCUAAGUGGAGUGAAUCCGUCAAGGUCGAAUGGUGGCUUCAAUCUCCAAAAAACAGCUCAAGAAAUUAACGUCGAGUAUCAGUAUUCUUUUGCUACCGAGAGGGAAGCUUUGUUACGAUUGUGAUCUAACUUCUUUCAGCCCGUUAGCGAUUUCAAAUAUCUCUUCCAGACUCUCUUUCGCGUAUUCCUUGGUUCUAUUCGGUGAAUGAACACAUAAAUUUUUGUUUUCAUUCGCUAUUCGCAAAGAAAUAACCGAAACCGUGGAAGGGCUCUAGCUUUCAGAUAGCUGGAUUUUGACGCAAGUCCACAAGUAGCUCCUAUACUUUGUUUCAUUGAUUUAUGAAAACCUUGUUCUGUUUUUCCGCGCUUCUUCUUAAAUCCCUAUAGUCUCCCGUCUUUGUUUAUUUCAAAACUCCCCUUACACAUACAAAACGAUAUGCCUGCGACGAAUUCGUAGAACAAUUAAUUGUGUUAUUCGCUAUCUAUUCUAUCUAUUUUCGCCAACAUGCGUAAUUGCCAAAUUUUUCUUGCCUCGGUAAGGCAUGCAUAUUUUACCGUAUUGCAACCGGCCAAAAUAGUGUUGGUUCGUUCACCCGACUUUUGUUGCACUUUGUUAAUGUCUAGAAAUGUCAUGCCACAAGUGUGCAGUCUCAAUACAACCCUUAUUGGAUUGAUUA